UUAUUUAAUAUUUCACCAAAAAAUUUUUCUACUUUAAUAAAUUAUUUUCUAUUUUUUAUAUUCAUUUUACGUAACAACCUCAAAUCAGUUAUUGCUGUACAGAACAUAAGAAAAAAGAAAAAAAAAGAUAUGCAAAGUAUCAGAGUAACAGCAACCAUUUCUUCUUGUUCUUCAACUCUUUUCUUUACUAAUUCCAAAAUAUUAUCAAAUAAAUUCUCUUAUAUUUCUAAUCCAUUGAACAAUUCCUCAAAACCCAUUAAAUGGAAUUGUAAGAAUUCAAGAAUGGAGGCAUCAAAAUCAAGUUUUGUUAGCAGAGCUUCAGCACAGCCACUAACAAAUCCUGGAGAACUCAUUGAUUCUGUUGAAACCUUCAUCUUUGAUUGUGAUGGAGUCAUAUGGAAAGGAGAUAAACUGAUAGACGGGGUCCCUGAAACUUUGGAUUUGCUCAGGGAAAAGGGAAAAAGAUUAGUUUUUGUUACCAACAACUCAACAAAGUCUAGAAAACAGUACGGGAAAAAAUUUGAAACACUUGGUCUUAGUGUCAACGAGGAGGAAAUCUUUGCUUCAUCCUUUGCUGCAGCUGCUUAUUUGAAGUCUAUUGACUUCCCAAAAGAUAAAAAGGUGUAUGUUGUUGGUGAGGAUGGCAUCUUGAAGGAGCUUGAGUUAGCUGGUAUUCAAUAUCUUGGAGGACCGGAAGACGGUGACAAGAAAAUAGAGCUAAAGCCUGGAUAUAUGAUGGAGCAGGAUAAGAAUGUCGGAGCUGUUGUUGUUGGAUUUGACCGCUAUUUCAAUUACCACAAGAUUCAGUAUGCUACCCUGUGCAUACGUGAAAAUCCAGGAUGUCUCUUUAUUGCUACGAACCGUGAUGCUGUUACCCAUCUUACAGAUGCUCAGGAAUGGGCAGGUGGUGGUUCAAUGGUUGGUGCGAUCUUAGGCUCUACAAAGCGUGAGCCACUUGUUGUUGGGAAGCCCUCGACCUUCAUGAUGGACUACUUGGCUGAUAAGUUUAAGAUACAGAAGUCUCAGAUAUGCAUGGUCGGUGACAGAUUGGAUACAGAUAUAGUGUUUGGACAAAAUGGUGGCUGCAAAACUCUUCUUGUUCUCUCAGGUGUGACAUCUUUAUCGAUGCUUCAAGAUCCCAACAACUCUACACAACCGGAUUUCUACGCCAACAAGAUUUCUGAUUUCCUCUCCAUUAAAGCUGCUGCAGUUUGAGCAAACUACUGAUUACACGUGGCGAUUCCAUUCUUUAUGUCUGAUAUGUGUUUACAAAUGCACUUCAUUUAUGCAUCCCAGUUUCCCUUUUAGCUAAAAGAUGGGAGAUUUAAAUUAGGCAUAUGAGAAACUACAUAAUGCAAUGUAAAGAAUACCAUUUAAACUUUCUAGAUAUAAUAAUGGUUCUUGGGAAAA
Molecule: messenger RNA, 1410 nt
Organism: Solanum dulcamara
Lineage: Eukaryota; Viridiplantae; Streptophyta; Magnoliopsida; Solanales; Solanaceae
Product: phosphoglycolate phosphatase 1A, chloroplastic-like
Exons: 11
Coding region: 130-1215 (361 amino acids)
Molecular function (GO): phosphatase activity
Source: RefSeq, a predicted model, not a curated record